Cottoperca gobio is the source of this 1602-nucleotide messenger RNA. RefSeq names its product GTP-binding protein REM 2-like. NCBI's taxonomy places the organism in Eukaryota, Metazoa, Chordata, Actinopteri, Perciformes, Bovichtidae. The record is from RefSeq and is a predicted model, not a curated record. Gene Ontology annotation, molecular function: GTPase activity; GTP binding; calcium channel regulator activity. Gene Ontology annotation, cellular component: plasma membrane. The transcript is spliced from 6 exons. Bases 336 to 1241 code for a protein of 301 amino acids.
UUUUACUACUGUACUGCAUAUGCACCUGAAGCAAACACUCACAGCGCGUGAGUCUUCGGGGUCGCUUUUUUUCAUCUCUCCUCUGCAGAAAAUACAAUUCUGGAGGAGCAUUUAUAUAUGUGUCAAGUCCGUGAGUCAUAGUCAGUUUGGAGAGAGCGGUGAUGAAUGACGGUGCUGACUGCAGAACUGGACCUGGGCCAUAACCUGAAGAGAUAUAUAUAAAUUGAAGGAGAGAGUGCAGGAGAGAGAGAGAAGUAGAGAGCGCGCGAGAGAGGGAAGAAAGAAAGAGAAAGAGAGCGUGCUUACUUUGUCGAGAGCCGCGUGACAGUUUGCAGAUGCCGACAGAUGUGCCCGAAGACAGGCUCAACAACGAGGAGAAGGCGGCCAAGUGUGACAGUAUGACUCUGUCCAGCACCCCGACUGUUCGCAGAGGAAGCACUCCUCUGCCUAUAAAGCACCAGCUUAAACGAGAAGAAGCUGUCCACGAUGAUUGCGAUUGGACAUCGGGUGCAACUGGACCGUCUGCGUCACCAAUCAGCUUCACCCUAGCCUUGGAUGACACUCCAACUGUGUCUGUAGAGGGCAGACCUGAUGGUCCUUUAAGGAUCGCCCUGCUGGGGCAGAACGGCGUGGGGAAGUCUUCUCUGUCCGUCGCCCUCGCUGGGGACCUGGACAGUACUGCGUCUGUGGAUUCUGAAGGGGAGGGUUACGUGCGCACAGUCACCGUGGAUGACGAGGAGAGCACCAUUAUUAUCUUUGACAACUGGAGACAGGACCUGUCGGCUCUGCAGUGUGAGGUGUGUGUCCUGGUGUUUUCAGUGACUGACAGGCGUAGUUUCCACCGCACUGCUCAACUCCGACUUCUCCUGAGAGAGACUCAGCCCCAAACACCCAUCAUCCUCGUCGGUAAUAAGAGUGACCUCGUUCGCACACGUGAGGUCCCCUCUCAAGAGGCCAUGUCCAGCGCUGCCCUCUUCAACUGUCUGUAUCUGGAGAUCUCUGCCUCUCUGGACCACCGCACUCCAGAGCUCCUGGAAUGCGCGGUGCGGCUCGCCAGGGGCCAGUCCCCCUGGCCCCCCGGGACCAGUGCGGAGGACAUGUGCGGCGGCCAGCGUGAGAGCAUCACCUCCCGUGCCAAACGUUUCCUGUCCAGCCUGGUGCCCCGGUACCCGCGAGAGCGAGAAGUGGGAAAGUUCCUGAGGCAGAAGUCCCGCUCGUGCCACGACCUGGGGGCGCUGUGAUCUGGCACCGCAGGGAGUUUAAUGGUUAGAUUGGUAACAGAGGUAGCUGGAAGGGAUUAGUAUACCAACAAAGAGAGAAAGAUGUGAGUAACAGAGGUGGUGUGAAGGUGCCCAAGUGAUGGCAGGACAAUGUUAUGAGUGAUCAUCCUGUGCAUCCAGCAGAGGAAAACAGGGAGAGAAAAAAGCAAUGUUAGUGAUGAUGUUUACCCUUAGGACGAUUUAGAGAUUUUGUACACAAGACCAAUCAGCAAAUAGAGGAUACAAUACUGUUGUAGAAAACAUGUAAAUAAACUAUAGUAGUGAUACAUAAUGCCAUCCUCAUAGCUUUGAGAGCUAAAUAAAUUUCUUUUUUGAGUCUUGA